UGGUGAGAAGCUUGUGCAACCCUGAAACAGAGAGUUUGUUUACCCGAAAAAAUGUCACGGAGAGAUAUUUUCCUGGCUCUUUUAUAAAUAAUUUUGUGAUUAAAUAGCAAUAAUUUGUCGUUUUUAUUCGAUCUAUGUGCAAAGUUCUUGUGAAGUGAUUAUUGUUAAAAUCAACCCUAAAAAGCAAUGGAGUACGAGAGAGGUCCUUUCUUGGAAUUCAACGAUGAAAACAAUCACGUUGAUGCUGAAACAAAGAAGCUCUGUGAGAUGGAUUUCCCCCUGCGGGACGUCUUGGAGGACACGGAGGAGGAUACUUCAACACCUACAAAGAGAAGAACUAGGAAGGAUGAAUAUAAUCCAUCUGAGCCCGCAAAAUGCCCAAAAUGUCCAAGAAUGAUGCCCGCAAGGAUGCUCCACAAGCACUUCCAGAGUCAUUCAUUCAAUUUUUGUUCUAUGUGUCUUGCCAUCUUCUCCAAUAUAAGCUUCCUGGCUAAGCACAAGACACGUUGUCUGAAGAGGCCGCUGCGGUUGCAGAAGAACAACUGGAGGUACCUACCGGCGUGGUUUGAUCUCAGCAGAGCCAAAGAAAAUAUUCUUCCGUGUCCCGUUUGUAAGGAAGAGUACGGGAGUGUCAGUGAACUUCUUGACCACCUAGUUGUUCACGAUAGCGCCAAAGAAACCUUCACGUGUGGUCCCUGUUCCGCUGUCUUUUACUCAAUGAAUGAACUGAAGAAGCACAUGUUUAAGCAUGUGUUGGCUGAUCAACGCAAAGCCCCCACUGAGGCACCCCAAAAUGAGGCAAACUAGUCUCCUCACAGCAGAGAAAACAAAGAAAACUCUUUAAAAAUCAUGAAAAGCAUUGAAAAUUUUUAUUAAUGAAUCCAGCAUAAGAAUAAUACAAAACAAAGCACAAAGCUUCCCCCCGCAGAAAGAAACAUUCAGAGGAAUUCCAUUUCCCUUUCAAUCCCGACGAAUUUCAACUGCUCCGUUGGACCGUAUCUGUAGUCAAAGAACAACUCCUCCCCCGGCUGAAUGGCCCUCUUGGCGAAAAUCCCAAUUCGAUGAUCCCCAUUAACCAUCAUUACCUUCGCAUAGCAAUUGGGGUUAAUGGAAUGAUUGGCAAAACGUAUUUUAUUGCCCUUCCGCGUGGCAUCAACCACAAAAUCAUUGUUGAGAUUAAAGAGGAAGCUGCACAUGUACUUGUCAUACACCUUCCCACGUCGAUCUGCCUCAUCCUGUGAGAUUAUCUCACCACAAUACUCAGAAAUGAAUUCAUUCUUCUGUGCGCUGUCCUUUAGGAAAAUUCCCCAUCCAGCCACAUCCGAGGGGGCCAUCAGUAGAUGUUUGUCUGCAAAAAAAAGUCAAUUUUUCUUUGAAUUUCUGUGUCAUUUUGUUUGUUUUUAGAACUAUUUCAAAACUAAAGAAAUCUAUGAAUCUCCCGGAAGAACCGCCGGAAGUUAAUAUUAAAAAAAAUCUUCCUUUUAGAAUUAAAUUAUUUUAUAAAAAAAAACUAGGAAUUAUGAGUCAAUUUUAUGAAAUAAAUCGUACAAU
Molecule: messenger RNA, 1551 nt
Organism: Lutzomyia longipalpis
Lineage: Eukaryota; Metazoa; Arthropoda; Insecta; Diptera; Psychodidae
Product: zinc finger protein 384-like
Exons: 2
Coding region: 187-807 (206 amino acids)
Source: RefSeq, a predicted model, not a curated record